Telopea speciosissima is the source of this 384-nucleotide messenger RNA. RefSeq names its product basic blue protein-like. The transcript has 2 exons. NCBI's taxonomy places the organism in Eukaryota, Viridiplantae, Streptophyta, Magnoliopsida, Proteales, Proteaceae. Gene Ontology annotation, cellular component: plasma membrane. Bases 1 to 384 code for a protein of 127 amino acids. Gene Ontology annotation, molecular function: electron transfer activity. The record is from RefSeq and is a predicted model, not a curated record.
AUGGCCGGAAUCCUUGGUGCUGCCGCCCUGAGCAUUGCGGUGCUCUGCCUUCUCGUCCAAUGUGAGAUCGUCCGAUCUCAAGGACAAGGAACCGUUUACACUGUGGGGGAUAAAAAAGGUUGGGACCUAGAUUUCAAGAUUAUGAAUUGGCCUAAUAACAAACACUUCAAGGAAGGAGAUGUUUUAGUGUUCAAGUCCAAGAACCAAUAUGGUGUGGCUAAGGUGGAUGCAAAAGAAUUCCAACAAUGCCAGACGAACAAUGAAACCAAGAGAUACUACUCCGGGAACGAUAAGUUUACGCUCCAGAAAGGCUCUAAUUACUUCAUUUCUACCGUCCCAGAUUAUUGUGGAUAUGGGAUGAGAAUAAAAGUUGAUGUACUAUGA